Messenger RNA from Adineta ricciae, 2763 nucleotides. Lineage: Eukaryota; Metazoa; Rotifera; Eurotatoria; Adinetida; Adinetidae. The record is from the annotation of a GenBank genome assembly.
AUGAGUCUUACGCGUGACGUCAAAAGCAUCGAAGAUAAUUCAAACCGAAGUUUUACUUUAGAACGACAGAAACAUGCGGAAUUACACGUGCAAGAUCAAGUACCACCGAUUCGAACCAAUUACGAACAGGUUACUUUAGUAUGGCUCGAUAGUCAUGUUAAAAAUAACGGACCUUUUGCUGAUGAUAUUCAUUUGACUGAGGAGUUAUUACGCAAAUUAAAUGAUUAUGUGAUGCUAUUCGAUAAUGAACUUGAAUGUCUUACCUAUAUCGAUUCGGUAAAAAAUGAAACUGUUCUGCUGAUAGUUUCUGGCACGUGUGCAACAUCGAAUUUGCUUGACGCACUACAAAAGUUAUCCUAUGUCGACUCCAUUUUUAUCUUUUGCCAAAAUAAGAAUAAUUAUGAACGAUUAAAAGAAAAUUACAAGAAAGUCGUUGGCAUUUUUACUGAACAAAGAGAUCUUGGAGAAAGUAUUCGAAAUGCUAUUGAAGUUAUCGACAGACAGUCAACCAUAUUUGCUCUGUACAAUGCGGAUAAACAAAAAUCCAUGCGAGACCUUAGUCGGGAGUCUGGUUCGUUCAUCUUUCUUCAACUGAUCAAACAAGUUAUCAAACGGAUGUCAAUGAACAACGGUUCAGCCGAUAACAGCAAGCAGGAGAUGAUAGACAAGUGUCGCCUGUAUUAUCGAGGAAACGAAAAAGAACUAGAAAAUAUCAAGGAAUUCGAAAAGCAUUAUAAACCCAAUCAAGCGAUCAAAUGGUACACUCGAGAUUCAUUCGUCUAUAAACUAAUCAACAAAGCCUUACGCACUGAAGAUAUUGAUUCAUUAUACACUUAUCGGUUUUAUAUUCAUUAUAAACCCAAUCAAGCGAUCAAAUGGUACACUCGAGAUUCAUUCGUCUAUAAACUAACCAACAAGGCCUUACGCACUGAAGAUAUUGAUUCAUUAUACACUUAUCGGUUUUAUAUUGUGGAUAUCUGCGAAUGUUUGGCUGAAAAUUGUCAAAUACUGCGAGAUGUGGCAUCGGAUAUAACAGUCUAUCGAGGUAUGAAGAUGCGUCGAGCAGAAAUAGAACGACUUCAGGAAAGUAUUGGUCAUCAUAUUGCUGUUAAUGGCUUCUUUUCAACUAGUCGAGAUAGAUCUGUUGCUGAAAUGUAUGCAGGAAUCAAUGCUGCACAGUCGGUCUCGUCCCAUGCAGAGGACACCGAAUCAGUCGUGUUUGUUAUUUAUGCUGACUUGGAAGUUCAUCCGGACCUGAUUUUAGCUGAUGUAUGCUGUCUCAGUUCAUUUCGAGACGAAGGUGAAGUUCUUUUCGAUCUUGGCACAGUAUUUAAAAUCGUAUCGUUCACGUACGACAGCGACAAAAAUUGUCGGAUUUGCCAUAUGGAAGCAAGCGAUGAAGGCCGUACUAUAGCUCAGGGAUAUCUUGAUUUCAAACAGAAAGAAUUGCAUUCAUCAUCAGAUAUCGAAAUUGUAUUUGGAGACUUACUACACGUUAUGGGUGAGUGGCUAAAAUCUCGUGCGUAUUUCGAAAAUCUUGCCACUCGGCGAAUCAAUGAUCCACAAGUUCAUCUCGGUAUCGCUCGAACUUAUGAAUCUCUUAAUCAAUCCGAUCAAGCUCUGCAGCAUUUGAGUCAGGCAUAUGACUUAGCUAUGCAAGACAACCCCGAGCGAUUGUCGCUGGCAGCAAAGAUCUGUCACUACAUUUGCCGAGUGCAUUCGUUGUGCAACAAUUUUAACGACGCUCUCCUGUUUAACAGCAAGGCUCUUGAACUCUAUCGACGGGCCGGUGAACAUGAUAACCGAGAGGGUAUUGCUCUAGCAUUGAUAGCUGCAGGUAAUAUAUGUUUUCUAAAAUGUGAACAUGAUAUAAGUUUAGAACAUUAUCAAAGAGCCCUUCAGAUUUUUAUGGAACUGUAUCCCUUCGAUCAUCCGGAUAAAGGUGUUGCUUUGAGUUCCCUCUCGUUGUCUUACUAUCUGAGAGGUGAAUAUGAAUGUGCACUAAAGUAUAUGCUUGAGUGUGUAGCAGUUCACGAGCGAUUACUUCCUACAGACCAUCCGCAUUGUGCUGUAGGUCACACAUCUGUUGGUAAAUUAUUGUACAAACAAGGAAAAUACUCUGAAGCACUCGAACAAUUCCAUUAUGCCAUGGGCCUGUUCGACAAACGAAGGACGAAUCAUCAUCGAAAUUAUGCUCUUCUACUGAACAACAUAGGCAAAACUCUCUACCGACUCAAUAAACUAGACGAAGCUUAUGAACAGUACAAUAAAGCUAUGCAAUUUAUCGAGAAGUUAUUUCUAACGAAGUCGACAGAUCAUGCCGAUCUAGCAUAUACAUGGAAAAACUUUGGCGAACUUCGUAUGGCAAGAUUUGAUACUACCGGUGCACUUAGUUUAUUUGAGCGUGCUCGAGAUAUGUAUAAACGACUCUUCACAAUUGCUGAAAAUCAUCGAGAUAUUGCUAAGUGCUGGCACCUCAUCGGACAAGCGCACGUGGCAUUGGAAAACGAUACAGAAGCAAUAGAAUCAUUCGAGAUAGCACUACAGAUGUGGAUAAAAACGCUACCCAAACAUCAUCCCGAUAUUGCACUUUGUCAUCAAUCUAUGGGUGAAUUUUAUGUCAACAGAAAAGGAGACAUCGACAAAGCUAUUGAUCAUUAUCAUACAGCACUGACUAUCUACGAAAUGCAACAAGAUGAUAGUUCCAAACAUAUAGAAACGAUACGAAAUAAACUAAUUUCUUUGAAAAAAAGCACGGCAUGA